AUGAAUACAAUAUUUACAAUUAUUUUAACAAUUACAAUAUUAGUAUUAUCAUUAAUAUUAAAAGAUUUAUUAUUUGAAGGUAGGAUUAAAAAAAUUAAUAAAUUAAUACCUGGUCCUUCUACAAUUCCAGUUUUUGGUAAUUUAUUACAAAUUAACGCAAAAGAUUUCCCAAAAAGUGUAAAUGAUUUCUAUGAAAGAUAUGGCAAAGUUUUUAGAUUAAGAUUGGGUAGUGUUGAAAUUGUUGUUCUAACAGGGCCUGAAGUUAUUGAUGAAUGUUUUAAUAAAAAACAUAGAGAAAUUUUCAAAGAAAGAUAUAUUAAAUUCUCAAGAUUUUUUGGUAAAGAUUAUAACAUUAUUUCUUCAAAUGGUGAUUAUCAUUAUGUUCUAAGAGGAAUUCUUACAAGUGAAAUUACAACAAGAAAGUUAAAUAAUGGCAGAUUAGAAUCAAAUAAAUUUAUUUUAGAAAUGUUUAGUAAUCUUUGUAAAGAUAAUAAAGAAACUCUUGUUAAAAAUACACCAAAUCAAAUUAGGAUUCUUGCUGUUAAAUUAAUAUUAAAUUUCACAUUAGGAAUUGAAGAGAAUGAUGAAACCAUUCUAAUCAUUGUAGAAAAGAUUAAAUGCAUUUUUGAAGCUGCUGGAUUAUUAAUUUACUCUGAUUAUUUACCAUUUUUAUUUCCAUUAGAUAUAAAAUCAAUGUCAAAGAAUGAUAUUAUUUCUAGUUACUUUUUUUUAAAAGAUUUUAUAGGUAUAAAACUUGAUGCUAUUAAAAUUAAAUAUGAAAAAGAAAAUGAAUUGAAAAAUGAAACUACUGAUGAAACAUCUUCAAAACUAAACAAUAUUCCAAUUAUUGAGAAUUAUUAUAAAAAUUAUUUAGAUGGUUCAAUUCAUUAUGAUUCAAUCUUGUUUUCAAUUUCUGAUAUUAUUUUUGCAGCAGUUGAUUCAACAUCCAAUGGGUUUAGUCUUUUAAUUGGUCAAUUAAUUAAUAAACCUGAAAUUCAAGAUAAAAUAUAUGAAGAAAUCAUGAGAAAUGAUGAAAAUAAUAAUACAAAUAAUAUAUCAUUUGCUGAUCAUACAAAAUAUCCAUAUAUUAUUUCUGUAAUGAAUGAAUCAUAUAGAUAUAAUUCUUCAGUACCAAUAACUGAACCGAAUAAAACAACAGAAGAUGUUGAAGUAAAUGGAUAUAAAAUUGCAAAAGGUACAAUGAUAAUUAAAAAUCUUCGUGGUACACAUUUAUCAAAAGAGUUUUGGGGUGAAGAUGCUUUAGAAUUUAAACCAGAAAGAUUUAAAAAUCAACCUUUAUAUCAAAAAGGACUUUUUCAUUUUGGUGCAGGACCUAGAGGUUGUCCAGGAGGAAGAUUUACAGAAUCUUUGACUUUUACAUUUUUGGUGAUAAUGUUAAAGAAUUUUAAAAUAGUCAAUCCAACUGAUAUUCCAAUUGAUGUUGAAGGAGAAGUUGGUUUGGCAAUGCAAUGUAAACCUUUUGAUGCCUUAUUCAUAAAACAUACAAAUAGAAAUGACUUUUCAAAGAUUAAUAAAGGUUUAAAUCAACAAUGUUUCACAUCAAGUAGUCAAUUUCCAACAUGUUAUCAAACUGAAUUUUUUGAAUUUGGUUUCAAUGGUAAUUUUCAACUCAAUGAUGGUAUUGAUUGUAGCAGUGGUGUCCAACAAUUAUCAUUCUUUGAAAAGGGUUUCGUUUUUAGAGUUGAUCAUUUUUUAUUUGAAUUUUAA
This is a messenger RNA of Dictyostelium discoideum AX4, 1728 nucleotides long. It is a transcript of the gene CYP514A1, whose product is annotated as cytochrome P450 family protein. The transcript is spliced from 5 exons. The record is from RefSeq and is a predicted model, not a curated record. Bases 1 to 1728 code for a protein of 575 amino acids. Lineage: Eukaryota; Evosea; Eumycetozoa; Dictyosteliales; Dictyosteliaceae.